AUGGCCCUCAGGCAGGCCUACCACCCCCUCUCCUGCUCCCCACCCCGUUCGCCAGCACUGCUGGCCGACCCCGCCGACGAAGCGGUCGUGAUGGUGGUGCUGGAUCGCCCGCGGGGCGUGUACACGGGUCAGCACCGUGGGCGGCGCAUCGGUGACAUGGCCCGUGACUCGCGCCGGCUGCGGCUGCGGCUGCGGCUGCUGGAAAGCAACAGGCGGGAGGGGCCUGCUGGUUGUGGUGAUGGCGGUGCUGCUCUGCGGAAAGACUGA
Molecule: messenger RNA, 267 nt
Organism: Pyricularia pennisetigena
Lineage: Eukaryota; Fungi; Ascomycota; Sordariomycetes; Magnaporthales; Pyriculariaceae
Exons: 1
Coding region: 1-267 (88 amino acids)
Source: RefSeq, a predicted model, not a curated record